Molecule: messenger RNA, 4120 nt
Organism: Vitis riparia (riverbank grape)
Lineage: Eukaryota; Viridiplantae; Streptophyta; Magnoliopsida; Vitales; Vitaceae
Product: pentatricopeptide repeat-containing protein At5g62370
Exons: 4
Coding region: 324-3335 (1003 amino acids)
Molecular function (GO): protein binding
Source: RefSeq, a predicted model, not a curated record
UUUUGAAACAUGGCACGGUGAAGGGACCGGUUCAUCCUCCCCGCCACCAGUCUCAUGUACCUCAUGUCCAUUAACCAUAAGCUUCCUGCCACCGCCACCGCCGUCGUCUCUGCGUCGCCACCUCAAAUACCAUCUCCCUCUACAUUUUUGUUUAAUUUGCUUACUCUAUAAUUCCUUAUUUCAUUCACUUGGUCUUCUCCAAUCCCAAGAUUUUCCCUCAUUUUUCCAUCUGGUCCAUAAUUUUCCCACUUUGGUCUCUCCCCAACAAUGAGAGUCUCUGCCUGUCGACCCAUCUAAACCCAUCUCUGAACGAUCCGCAAGCCAUGUUGAAGAAGGGGCUGAAGCCGCGCCGCCUCUUCUUCACACCCAAAAAAAAUCUUGCAACUUGUUCUCCCGCACUAGACCCACCGCCAUCUUCAGCCCCCACCACCGAACAUCAUAACAAACUUUGCUUUACCCUAACUGACCGCCUCAUUCGCCGCGGGGUACUGUCGUUGGGUCAGCAAGUGGUUCGGAGAAUGAUCAAGCAGUCUCCGUCUGUUUCAGAUGCAAUUUUAGCCGUUGAGUUUGCCGCAGCACGAGGGUUGGAGCUUGACUCCUGUGGGUAUGGUGUGCUUAUGAGGAAACUCGUGGGUUCGGGUGAACACCGUUUUGCGGAAGCGGUGUAUCGUGAUUAUGUUAUAGCAAGAGGUAUCAUCCCUGACUCGGAAACGUUGAAUUCUAUGGUGAUCUGUUACUGUAAUUUAGGGAAAUUGGAGGAAGCCAUGGCUCAUUUUGAUAGACUAUUUGAAGUCGAUUCUUUUCCUUGUAAACCUGCGUGUAAUGCAAUGCUUAGGGAGCUCUGCGCCCGAGAAAGAGUCUUGGAGGCGUUUGACUACUUUGUUAGAAUCAAUGAUGUUGGAAUACUUAUGGGUCUUUGGUGUUUCAAUAGGUUGAUUGACGGGUUGUGUGACAAGGGGCACUUAGAUGAAGCAUUCUACAUGUUUGAUACAAUGCGUGAAAGAACUGGGUUGCCAGCUACCAUUCAUUUGUACAAAACUUUAUUUUAUGGUCUCUGUAGACAAGAGAGGGUGGAGGAGGCCGAAUUGCUUGUGGGAGAAAUGGAGUCCGAGGGGCACUUUAUAGAUAAGAUGAUGUACACUUCACUCAUUCAUGGAUACUGCAGGGGCAAGAAAAUGAGAACAGCGAUGCGGGUUUUUUUGAGAAUGCUGAAGAUGGGUUGUGACCCAGAUACUUAUACUUACAACACUUUGAUUCAUGGGUUUGUAAAACUUGGAUUAUUUGAUAAAGGAUGGAUAUUGCACAACCAGAUGUCAGAGUUGGGACUGCAACCCAAUGUUGUAACUUAUCACAUUAUGAUUAGGAGGUAUUGUGAAGAAGGAAAAGUGGAUUGUGCUCUGACACUUUUAAAUAACAUGAGUAGUUUCAAUUUGACUCCUAGUGCCCACAGUUAUACUGUCUUAAUUACUGCACUUUAUAAAGAGAACAGGUUAGUGGAAGUAGAAGAAUUGUACAAAAAGAUGCUGGACAGUGGUGUUGUUCCUGAUCAUGUACUAUUUUUUACCCUUAUGCAGAAGCAACCAAAAGGGCAUGAGCUUCAUCUUGCUCUCAAGAUAUUGCAGGCAAUUGCCAAGAAUGGAUGUAAUUUGGAUUUGUGUUUGCUCUCAACCUCUGCUACUCAUAGUCCUACCCAGGAUGUGGAGCAAGAAAUUGAGUGCCUGCUUGGGGAAAUUGUGAGAAGGAACUUUGCUUUAGCUGAUGUAGCAUUUGGUAUUUUUAUCAGUGCCUUAUGUGCAGCAGGUAAAACCGAUGCUGCUUUGCUUUUCAUGGACAAAAUGGUAAGUCUUGGAUGCAGGCCUUUGCUUUCCACUUACAACUCCUUGAUCAAGUGUCUUUUCCAGGAGAGGCUUGUUGAGGAUGCCAAGUCCCUAAUUGAUCUAAUGCAAGAGAAUGGCAUUGUUCCUGAUCUUGCAACUUAUUUAAUUAUGGUACAUGAACACUGUAAUCAUGGGGACUUGGCCUCUGCAUUUGGUCUUUUGGAUCAGAUGAAUGAGAGGGGACUGAAGCCUAGUGUUGCUAUUUAUGAUUCCAUCAUCGGUUGUCUAAGCAGAAGAAAAAGAAUUUUGGAAGCAGAAAAUGUGUUUAAGAUGAUGCUUGAGGCUGGUGUGGAUCCUGAUGCUAUUAUCUAUGUCACAAUGAUCAGUGGCUACUCCAAGAAUCGUAGAGCUAUUGAAGCUAGGCAGUUGUUUGAUAAAAUGAUAGAGCAUGGCUUUCAGCCAAGUUCGCAUUCUUAUACUGCUGUUAUAAGUGGAUUAGUGAAGGAAAACAUGAUAGACAAGGGAUGCUCAUACCUCAGUGAUAUGUUGAAGGAUGGAUUUGUGCCAAAUACAGUGCUUUACACCUCUCUAAUCAAUCAGUUCUUGCGGAAGGGAGAGCUUGAAUUUGCCUUUAGAUUAGUUGAUUUGAUGGAUAGAAACCAGAUUGAAUGUGAUAUGAUAACAUGUAUUGCAUUGGUCAGUGGUGUUUCCAGAAAUAUCACCCCUGUCAGAAGAAGAUGGUACCAUGUAAAGAGUGGGUCUGCAAGGGUAAGAGAAAUAUUGCUCCAUUUGCUCCAUCAGAGCUUUGUUAUCCCAAGGGAAAAUUAUCUAAGCUUUCCUCGUGGUUCUCCCCGCAAAAUAAAAUACUUUGCAUUGAAUCUGAUGCAAAAAAUUAAAGGCUCUAGCUUUAUGCCAAAUUUGUAUCUCUAUAAUGGGAUUAUUUCUGGGUUUUGUCGGGCGAAUAUGAUCCAGGAUGCAUAUAAUCAUUUUGAAUUGAUGCAAACUGAGGGUGUAUGUCCCAAUCAGGUGACUUUCACUAUUCUUAUUAAUGGGCAUACCAGAUUUGGUGAAAUUGAUCAUGCAAUAGGAUUAUUCAAUAAGAUGAAUGCAGAUGGUUUAGCUCCAGAUGGAAUUACAUACAACGCUCUAAUAAAAGGUCUUUGUAAGGCUGGGCGACUACUUGAUGCAUUGUCAGUGUCACAUACAAUGCAUAAAAGGGGGCUUUUCCCUAAUAAGUCUUCUUAUGAGAAACUACUCAAAUGUCUUUGUGCUGGUCAUUUGGGUGUUCAUGCCUUCAAGAUAUUUGAAGAAAUGCUUUCCCAUGACUAUGUACCUUGCUGGUAUAACUGUAACUGGUUGCUUUGCAUUUUAUGUGAAGAACAUCGAUGGCAUGAAGCUCAUAUAGUUCUUGAUGUAAUGCUAAAGCAAAGAAAAUAUCCAGAUGAACUGACGAAGAGGCUUCUGGUGGAAGCAUGCAAUAAGAAAAUUUUCAUGAUUGAGGAAAAUAUUUGGGUGUGAAGUUGGACACCAACUUACCAUACAUACUUCAGCAUAUAUGGAGCUUGGUGAUAUGGGGCUUUUCCUUUGGGGGGAUUGGAGCUUGUGUACCUAUUUUUGGUGGCUUGCCAAAGAGCUAUUCUGAGUUCGGCUGGUAACCAGCAGGGUCACUUUGAGAUGCUUCCUUGGUCUGGAUCAUGUAUGCCUACCAAAAGCAGAGGACAAAGAGGAGAUCUGGUGGGGAUGAGCAUCUCUUUGGCAGGUCCAGAUGGCCGUGUUCUGGGAGGAGGACUUGGUGGUCUAUUAGGGUUGAUGGCCCUGUUCAGGUUCUGGUGGGAAGUCUUCUGCCAGGCCACCAGCAGGAGCAAAAGCCAAACAAGCAGAGAAUUGAGCCUGUACAAGCUGCUAUCCCAACUACUAUGAAUUCUAUCCCAAAAGCCUGAACCUCACAUAUCCCUUUUCCUUCCAUGGGGACAGCUGGGCUUCUCUGAACUCCAUGCAGGGCUCAAGGAAUCUGGAUGGUGACCAUAAAUUACCCUUGUCUGAAGGGGAAACUAAAGGUCCUAGUCAGUAAGAAAAUGAGGCUUCUUGCUGAUCAUCAUUUAGGUUCUCCCUUGAAUGAUGUGUUGAGGCUAACCUCAACUUCUACCUUCUUUGGGUUGGUGGUCUUUCAUGAGCUUUGAGAUGAUGUGGAGGCUGGUCGUAGAUUUCAUGGGUUGAGAACCCUUUUUCAUUUUAUUUAUUUUUUAGUUGCUCUUUCGAUGUGAAAAUGAAAAGGGAAAUGCAAAAGUAUCUUUCUUAUGGUA